CCUGUUUCCUCCCCUCCCUUUGCACAGAGACGGAGAGGCUGGUCUGUAGGCUCCUCCUUUCCCUCCUAUGGAAGCGAGUCAAGUUUCCUCUUCGGGUGCAUAGUGGGAGUUUAUUUAUUUUUUGCUUCACUCUGCCAGGCAAGGAAGGUGCCAGCUGCAUCUCCCACAUCUCCUGCUUGGGGGGAAAAAAAAACAAGCUUGGGUCCUCGAAGCAACCACUGCAUCUCUCCUUGGGGUGCAGCACUGGAGAGCCAAGCCAUGCAUCUCAACACAACUUCUUCCUUCUACCCGCUGAGUUACCUUAUGAGUGAGUUUCACCUGCCCUCCGCUAACUCUGUCCUGCCUGAGGCGGAGAACCACUCCAACUGUUCAGGACCUGGGUCCAUCCCGCACAACGAGGAAGAUCUGGAUGUGAACACGGACAUCUACUCCAAGGUUAUGGUGACCGUCAUCUACCUGGUACUCUUCCUGCUGGGGACGGUGGGCAACUCCAUCACGGCUUACACCCUAGUGAGGAAGAAGUCCCUGCAGAAUCUCCAAAGCACCGUCCACUAUCAUCUGGCCAGCUUGGCCUUCUCCGACCUGCUCAUCUUCCUCCUCUGCAUGCCCAUCGAACUCUACAACUUCAUCUGGGUCCAUCACCCCUGGGCUUUCGGCAACGAUGUCUGCAAGGGAUACUACUUCCUGAGGGAUGCUUGCACCUACGCGACCUCUCUCAACAUCGCCAGCCUGAGCGUCGAGAGGUACAUGGCCAUCUGUCACCCGUUCAAAGCCAAGAGCAUCAUGUCCAGGAGCCGGACCAAAAAAUUCAUCAGUUGCAUCUGGGUCGCCUCCUUCCUGCUCGCCAUCCCCAUGAUCUUAAUCAUGGGCGAGAUCUACCGGGUACCCCAAGAUCCCGACUCGCUGGUCUGCACCCAGAUUGUGGAUGACUCCGUGCUGAAGGUGGCCAUCCAGGUCAACGUCUUCAUCUCCUUCGUUUUCCCAAUGGCGGUUAUCUCCGUCCUCAACACCAUCAUAGCCAACCAACUUAUCAUCAUGUUCAAGCAAGCGGCUCAAGAACACCAAGUGUGCACAAUUGGAGGACAGCAGACCAUGCUGAGCAUGUCCAUGGAACCUGGCCGUGUUCAAACCUUGAAGCAUGGAGUUCGUGUUCUAC
This is a messenger RNA of Thamnophis sirtalis, 1156 nucleotides long. The record is from RefSeq and is a predicted model, not a curated record. Lineage: Eukaryota; Metazoa; Chordata; Lepidosauria; Squamata; Natricidae.